AUGAUUGCCGUCUCUGCUUUACCGAGCCAACACCCAAAGAGAGCCCUUGCACCCACUCACCUCGGCUGCUUUGCAGAUCUUGUUGAUGGCAAGCGAGCUCUCAACGGUCGGAAUACCGCCGCGGACGACAUGACAGUGGAAAAGUGCGCCGCAUUCUGUUCAACAUAUUCUCUAUUCGGCCUUGAGUACGGCCGCGAGUGUUUCUGCGGCAACGAACGAGAUACCAGCAGCAAAGAGACAAGCCCUACCGACUGCAACUUUCCCUGCUCAGGGGACUCGAAAGCCCUAUGUGGCGCUAGCUUUCGCUUGAAUAUCUACAGCAACCCGAAGCCUACGGUUCAGGGUCCUGCUACUACCUUGCCUGGGAUCACAUCUCUUGGUUGCUUCGCUGAUACCAUACCCCGCCAACUCCCGAGUAAAAGUGUCGCUGAUGGCGGUAUGACGGCAGAGCUUUGUGCGGUUGAAUGCGCUGGCUACGCCUACUUUGGGACUCAGUGGUCUUCAGAAUGCUUCUGCGGAAAUACCGCUCCCGGAAUCUCAGCACCUGCCUCUGACUGCAACAUGGCUUGCGGCGGAGACUAUAACGAGAUGUGUGGUGGCGGCAUGCGGCUGAAUGUCUACAAGUUUGCUCCUACGACGUCAACAGCUGCUGGCGCACUUAGCUCUGCUGCGAGCAACAGCAACGCUCUGUCCAAGUUUGCUUAUAAGUCCUGCUGGGUUGAUAAGCCUUAUGACCGGUCGCUGAAAGCUGUUGACUAUCGCACCAACGAUAUGACCGUCGAAAAGUGUGCAGAGCGAUGCAAGGCCCAUUCAUACUUUGGACUUGAGUUCUCGAGUGAGUGCUACUGCGGCGAUACUCUGGCUGGUCAGGCUGCCCCAGAGGAGGACUACACCGUCGGCUUCUCAAUCCUUGUCUUCGGUUACGUCGUCAGUGUCAUCUUCGUCAUCGACUUCUCAGACCUCUACGUCUGUCUCGACAACGUCCACUUCCAAGACCUCUUCAACAUCGUCAUCGUCAUCUUCGUCGUCGACUUCCACUUCUUCCUCGUCGACAUCGGUAGCCUCUUCAACUUCUAA
Messenger RNA from Colletotrichum truncatum, 1077 nucleotides. Lineage: Eukaryota; Fungi; Ascomycota; Sordariomycetes; Glomerellales; Glomerellaceae. The record is from RefSeq and is a predicted model, not a curated record.